This is a messenger RNA of Aedes albopictus (Asian tiger mosquito), 1143 nucleotides long. RefSeq lists its product as uncharacterized. The record is from RefSeq and is a predicted model, not a curated record. NCBI's taxonomy places the organism in Eukaryota, Metazoa, Arthropoda, Insecta, Diptera, Culicidae. Bases 565 to 1143 code for a protein of 192 amino acids. The transcript is spliced from 2 exons.
AAUUCUGAAGGAAUCCCUCGAGAAGCUUCAGCAUAUUUGUAGAUCCGUGUCAAAUAUUGUGCUCAGCAUCUCAAAGUUGACUACUCUGUAUGAAAAUCGGCGUUUGUCCGAACAGUUAUAAACCACAGUGUACAUGCGCUUGUGGUACAUUGUUUUAUGUGUGUUUGCUGUCAUGCUGUUUGUUAAAUUAGACCAAAAUCUGUGUCCCAUUAGAAUUGUGCUUAUGUUACUGGAUCAAGUUUAUCUUACACUAUUGUAAAUAAUAAGUAGCAUUGUGAAAGUGCAAGUAAACAGCAUGAAGAGGCAUUAUGUCGGCAAAGAAACUCAUUCGUCACGGUGCAAUAUUUUCAAUGUCAUGGUACAUGAAAGCUCUGGCUAGUGCAUCUCCCCUCGGUGACUUCACACCGUGCUACCUCAAUUAAUUAUCACCACCGCGACGGUGCCAGGUUUUGCAUGCUGCAUGCAGUUACCUCAAAGACCCAGUUCCCGAUUAGUCUAGUGCGGUGAGCUAACGGUAUCGCAAGAACUGCUCCGGAACCUAACUCUUCCCGAUUCCAGCCCAAGAUGGUAGUCAACUCAGUACGCAGUCCCGCGUCGACACCGUCGGAUGUAGUCGGCUUUGAAAGUUCUUCGGAGCCAACACCGUCCAUCGAUCGCCAAUUCUCCUACUAUCAUCGUCCGCAUCCGUUUGUUUUUACCAUGUAUUCACCGAGCUACAACCCGUACUACGGCCCGUCGCAUCCCGGAGGACCGGUGUCGGCUCCGGGCCCUCCAUAUCCGGUAUACUCCGCAGCGGAUAGCUCCCAGGGUCACAGCACCAAGUACGGACCUCCUCCUCCCAGUUCGUCCGGGUAUGGCGGUGGGAGUAGUGGCCACGGAGGCAGUUCCUAUGGACCGCCUGGACCUCCCUCCGGUGGUUACGAGUAUCAUCCCCCACCGCACCACCCUCCACCGGUGUCGCAUCCGAUUCCAAUCCACAUCCACAAAUCGAAGCCGAAGAAGGGCAAGGGAGCCGCCCUGUCUGCGCUGACACUGUUGGCGUUUCUGUACUUUUUGAACUUGCUGCAAAGCUGCUUGAAGGAGCACAUGGACACGAUGAAUCCGACCAUAAGCUGUCGGACCUUUCGGAUGCUGUGGAUAUAA